AUUAACCAUGAAAUCUACAAUACUCCCUGAAUCUAUACAUAGACAAUAUUUUACAAAUCACAUCAAUUCCCUUUAGUCCAUAAAGACAAGAAAAAAUAAAGUUGAAGAAGACUCUAUAGGUGUAAUCCGUUAACGUAAAGUGUCUAAUAUCCUUAAGUUUCUAUGAUGAAAAAGAUAAAAACUCAAGUUUAAGCUUUUGAAUUACAUGAAGAACACAAAAGCAUAGCAUAUAGUAACCAAAAGAUACGCUAAGCUAUUAUGAAAAUUAGUAAUCAAAAACCUAUAUUUCCUAAAUUACCACAUAUACGUAAAGAAAAAACAGAAGUAUCUGAUUAAAUUGAAAGGGAGAAUAAAAGACUCAAAAAAAGCAUUGAAAACCUUUAAAAUAGUCUUACUUAUAGAACCAAUCAUUAGAACAUUAAGAAAUCUUAUCAGCAAAUACUCAGUUAGUAUUGUUAAUCAAGAUUGUAGUAAUAAAAUGAAUAAUUAUAAUAAUGAUUCCUAAAUUGUUAAUUCUUCUAUUGGACCAUUAUCUGUGAGAAGAAGUACAUUAAAUUUUACUUUCGGAAGAGAAUAUGAUUUGCCAUCUGAAUCUUUUGAUAAGGCAGUCGAGAUUUUAUCAAAGAAUUUAUAAUUGAAUGAAUAAGCAGCAAGAAUUUACAUGUAAGACAUACUUAGAGAAUUCGGGUAAAUAAAUAAGUUUAUAAUUUCAGUUAUUUUAAAGCCCUUGAAUAACAAGAAGAAUAUUUUGAUUACAUUGAAUAAACUAUCACUAGUAUGGAGUAUAAACAAGUUAAGAGAGGAAAUAUUGUUUUUCAUUGUGGAGAAAGAGGAGAUUAUUUUUAUCUCAUUCUAAGAGGAACAGGUAUAGUUUAUGUCCCAAAAAAGUAAUUUAUUAUUUUUGAUAUUGUAGAUAAGAAGAACUUGUUUAAUAGAAAACAAUCUUAUUAAAAGUAGAUUAAUGCAAGGAAGAUUUGGCUAAUACUAAAAAGAAGGAUGAAAUAAAAUAAUUAUAAAAACAGUUACAAGAUCUUUAAACUUAAUUGUAAGAUUAUUAAAACCCUGAAGACAUUUUACUGUUUCCUUUCAAAAGUAGAUAUUAUUAGAAACUAUAAAAUGGAUAAAUGAUAUGUCUCUAUAAGAAAGUAAAUGUAAUGAGGGAAGGGGAAUGUUUUGGAGAAGUUUCUCUGUUUAGAAAUGAACCUAGAGCAGCAACAUUAAUAGCCUUAGAGACGUUACAUCUUGGUGCACUUAAUAAAACUAAUUAUUUACGAAUAUUUGAAAGUAAAUUAGAAAAAUUAAAUUUUACUCUUGGUAUGUUAAGUAAAUUGUUUCCUUAAUCAUCCAAAGAAAAUGUUAUUUAAUUAAGUUUUGAUUUUCAAAAAAAAAUAUAUUCAAUUAAUUCCACUAUUUUUAAAUAAGGUGAUGUUGUAGAUGGUUUGUAUCUUAUUUUUUCAGGAAUAGUUGAAAUUAUUUGUGAUAAUGUGCGUGUUAAUCAAUUUUGUGAAGGAUAGUUUGUAGGGUUAUUCGAUUUAAAAAAUCCAAGUUUAAGAACAUAUUCUGCAAUAUCUGGUUCAUAUGAAACAAUCAUAUACUUUUUACCAAAAAAGAAUUGUAAUGGUUUAGAUAAAUUUAUGAGAGAAAGAAUGACUGAUUUAAGAAUAAGUAGUGAAACUUAUAGAUAAGAAUGGGUAAAGAAAUGUCAUAAUAUGAUUGCUUUAUAAAAAAAAGAAUCAAAUAAAUCUUUAUUAAAAGGUGUGAAUACUAAGGAUGUUCUUCAAUAAUGUAUAUUACCUAAUAAAACAUAAACUAAUUCAAACAAAAUAUCAAAAGAUAGGAUAAGUGAAAUAGUAGAGUAUAAUAAUGUACAAUGUUCAUUAAAAGAGAAAUUGCAGAAUGUUAAAUUAUGUUUACAAAUGAGAGAUUUUGAUAAGGAAAAAGAAUUGGUUGAAAAAAUGAUGAGGUAAUAGCAUUCAUUGCUUCCUCGUUUAAGAGAAAGACCAAGAAAUUUAGUAGAGACUUAUACAGUUUUAAUGUCCAAAGUUUAAAGAGCAUCUCCUUAAAAUAAUAUGUUUGAAUCAUAAAAUCAUAGUGAACAUUUAUCAAAGAAUAUUCAUGUUGAAAGAUUGAAAUAUUUAUUUUAGAAGAAGAAAAGUGAAUAAAUUGUUAAUAAAAUGAUGGGAAUAUGA
Molecule: messenger RNA, 2189 nt
Organism: Paramecium sonneborni
Lineage: Eukaryota; Ciliophora; Oligohymenophorea; Peniculida; Parameciidae
Source: the annotation of a GenBank genome assembly